UUUGCGGGCGGAGAUUAGCCAGUCCUCAUCUCUGCUCGUCUCAAUCACUCCCUGCUUGGUAUUCCUGGUUCUGAUCCCGCGGUGCACCGAGCUAGCCAUGCAAGCGAUCCGGGCGCCCACCAUCAGCGUGAGUGCAGACUGUAGCAUCCCGGCCGGCCUUCGGAUGGGACCAUUGCCGGGCACCUGCACACUGGGGAGGUACAUGUCGGACCGCAGAGAGCCCGGCCUAAAGAAGAAGAUUCGUCUUCUAAGGGGGGAUUUUGUGGACGAAGCUGGCGGUCCAGUGUCUGACUGGAUAGGGCUUAUCCGCUCAGCCAGAAACGGUCAAGAACAGAACCUUGAGGCGAUCUCAGACUUACCCGGGGGUCAGAUCUUCUACCGCGUGCUGAGAGACGUCCAGCCUGGAGAGGAGCUGAGCGUCUGGUACUCCAACUCAUUGGCCCAAUGGUUCGACAUCCCCACUACCGCCACACCAACACAUGAUGAAAAAGGCGAGGAACGGUACAUCUGCUGGUACUGUUGGAGAAUUUUCAAAUAUCCCAAUACACUCAAAGCACACGUCCACUUCCAAUGCGCUUUAAGUAACGGACGGAGCUUCGUAAACGGCGAGCAGGCUAGGAGCUCGGAAAACUUCAGUAGGUCCCCUAAAUCCGGGGAUACUCCAAAUGCUACAGCGUCGCCAAGGAACGGCCAAAGCACUUCUGGUCCCGACUCUAUCAGGCGGACCGCGUCUUCCUCGCCCUUUCUGAACAAGGCUGGGAUGUCGAAGAAAUCGAGUUCGGAAGAGCAGGACAGGGCCCUCGACAUGAGCGUGACUUCGGGUCGGAAUCCUGGCCAUCUUUUGGGUCUCAGUGGAACUUCCUCAAUGUUAAACAACAUGGGAUUUCAUCCAGGUGUGCGGUCGGCUUUCAAACCCACGGGACUGUCCAAAAUUACUUCCACAGAGGGACCACGAGAGGAGCCUAACGUUAAACCAAAUGGACUAGGAUUCAGUAAACUUUUAGGGAAUAUGAAAUCCACGCGCACUUUGAACGAACCUUUGACUGGAAGCCACCCUUCCAAGUGCGCCCAUCCAAUUGAAUCUUCACCGUCGAUGGUGUCCUGCACUAAUGCCAUCCGAGGGUUUCCUUUACUACCUCACUUCGAGGAAACCUCUGCUUUCAAACACGUGGAGAGCCGCCUGCACUCAGGGCUCUCCCCCUCACGCUACUCUCAGAUCUCCUCCGGAUUCCAUUUCGAGCGCUUCUCCCUCCCCCAGUUUGACGGUGUUAAGCCAUACAGUGGAGACUGCAAUAUCCCUCUCAUGCCCUUUACGGUCUAUAACGGCGAAUUGCUCUACAGCUCACCUUACUACCCACUCAAAUUUCAUUUUAGCAACCUCCUGAAGUAUCCCGAGUCCAUGUCGUAUUUCGGUGCCCCGUCACUCAAUCCGGACCUGAGCUCCAUCCCAAACAUUGAUAGGGAGAUUGCCAUGCACGCGCAGCAACUAUCUGAGAUUGCGGUCGAGAAGAACCGAGCCAGACUCGAGUCCAUUCCCACCACCCCAUCAGGCUCGAGCAAGCCAAAAAAAGGGCACCUGUGUCUUUACUGUGGCAAACUGUACUCCAGGAAAUACGGCCUAAAGAUCCACAUGCGAACACAUACAGGGUACAAACCACUCAAAUGCAAAGUCUGCUUUCGUCCCUUCGGAGACCCAAGCAACCUCAACAAACACAUUCGCCUGCACGCGGAGGGGAACACGCCCUACAGGUGCGAGUUCUGCGGAAAGGUGCUGGUUCGUAGGAGAGACUUGGAAAGACACGUAAAAUCAAGGCAUCCGGGCCAAACUAUGAAAAAAACCGAUGACAAAACGGGCAGUAUUUUUCAGGACCAGGAACAAAGAAGUGACAAUGACAGUGAUGUUGACGUGUGCUUCACCGACGACCAGAGCGACCAGGAGUCCAGUAAAAAUAAUGACCAAUAAGGAAUUGUAUAUUUUAUUGUAUAUGAUUUAAUUAUGUUUAGAUUUAAGUAUAAUUUAUGUUUUCCAAUCAAGUAAAAAUACAAAAAUGCUUAUUAAUUAACCAAGUGGGUGGCAAAAACAGAGAAGUUGGAAAUUUGUCAAUGCAAAAUAAAUGUUUGUUCUUGAAUCACAA
This is a messenger RNA of Anguilla rostrata (American eel), 2135 nucleotides long. RefSeq names its product PR domain containing 13 (gene prdm13). The transcript has 4 exons. Gene Ontology annotation, cellular component: nucleus. Lineage: Eukaryota; Metazoa; Chordata; Actinopteri; Anguilliformes; Anguillidae. Gene Ontology annotation, biological process: regulation of gene expression. The record is from RefSeq and is a predicted model, not a curated record. Bases 98 to 1963 code for a protein of 621 amino acids. Gene Ontology annotation, molecular function: protein binding.